Molecule: messenger RNA, 8766 nt
Organism: Silurus meridionalis
Lineage: Eukaryota; Metazoa; Chordata; Actinopteri; Siluriformes; Siluridae
Product: E3 ubiquitin-protein ligase UHRF2-like
Exons: 16
Coding region: 201-2852 (883 amino acids)
Biological process (GO): negative regulation of gene expression via chromosomal CpG island methylation; protein ubiquitination
Molecular function (GO): protein binding; metal ion binding; ubiquitin protein ligase activity
Source: RefSeq, a predicted model, not a curated record
AGAGAGAGGAGAGAGAGCGAGCGUGUGUGUGUGUGUAUGAGUGUGUGUGAGUGUGUGUGAGUGUGUAUGUGUAUGGAGACGUGAACACUUUCUCUCAGAGCCCCCCUCACUCCCCUCCCUACGACCCCCCGAAACCGGAUUAAACCGAUUUAUUUUGUUCCGUUAAUCGUGACCGUUACUCGGGGCCAAACCGAAGCGCGAUGUGGAUUCAGGUCCGCACUAUAGACGGGACGGAGACCCGCACGGUGGAGGAUCUGUCCCGGCUCACCAAGAUCGAGUCUCUGCGUCUCAAAAUACAGGAGAUCUUCAAUGUGGACCCCGAGAGGCAGCGCUUAUUCUACAGAGGCAAACAGAUGGAGGAUGGACAGACACUGUUCGAUUAUAACGUCGGUCUUAAUGACAUCGUUCAGCUUCUCAUUCGCUCACACACCGAUCCAGCCGACAGUCCAAGCCCCACUCCUAACAAUGGAGAGGUCAUACCUGGUAACGUAACUCCUCCCAGCAGCAGCAACUCUACCACUCCCACAGUAACCACAGCAACCAUAGUAACUACAGAAACCACAGCUUCUCCAGCAACGAUCAGCAGCAACAGUGGGUCAGCGUUAGAAAGUCAGCCUUCGACAUCCUCAUCUGCUGACCUUAUCAAUCCAGGCAUUGGAGUUUAUAAGAUUAACGAGCUGGUGGACUGCAGAGAUGUCAGCAUUGGUGCUUGGUUCGAGGCCACUAUCGAGAGAGUCACUCUGUCCAACAAAGGGAGCAAAAGCAAAGCUGAGACUGCAGCAUCCUCUACAGGCAGAGCAGGGAGAAACGGCAAGCGCAUUAAUGGAAAGGUGGAGACAGAGUUAGACACAAACGGCGCUGUGCCGCUAAACUCGAACAGCGAGGAGCCUUCGACAUCUCACACUGAAGCAGAAGAUCCUGGCGCAAUCAGCUACCACAUUAAAUAUGAGGAUUACCCAGAGAAUGGCGUGGUGGAGAUGGCCGCAGAGGAUGUGCGUCCUCGAGCUCGGGCGCUGCUGCGAUUCGAACAGCUGGAAGUGGGACAAGUGGUGAUGGUCAACUACAACCUGGAGCUUCCUGAAGAGAGGGGAUUCUGGUACGAUGCUGAAAUCACCUCACUCAACCACAUCUCCAGAACCAAGAAGGAGGUCCGUGUCAAAAUCCUGCUCGGAGGUCCAAGUGAUGUGAUUAGUGACUGUAAGCUGUUGUUUCUGGAUGAAAUCUACCAAGUCGAGAAACCUGGAGCUCCUCCUCUCUCUGUCACUAACGGGCAGUUUAAACGUAAAAGUGGGCCGGAGUGUAAGCACUGUAAAGCCGACCCGGAUGCAGAGUGUCGGUUCUGUUCGUGUUGUGUGUGUGGGGGUAAACAAGAUGCACAUAUGCAGCUGCUAUGUGAUGAGUGUAACAUGGCCUUCCAUUUAUACUGCCUCAACCCCCCACUGUCCACCAUUCCAGAGGAUGAAGACUGGUACUGCCCCACUUGUAAGAAUGACACCACUGAAGUGGUGAAAGCAGGCGAGAGGCUGAAAGAAAGUAAGAAGAGAGCCAAGAUGCCUUCAGCAACCAAUGGGAGCCAGCGGGACUGGGGAAAGGGAAUGGCGUGUGUGGGUCGUACUAAAGAAUGCACCAUUGUCCCUUCCAAUCACUAUGGCCCAAUUCCUGGAGUUCCUGUGGGAACCACAUGGAAGUUUCGUGUGCAGGUGAGUGAGGCGGGGGUGCACAGGCCACAUGUGGGUGGGAUUCAUGGACGCAGUAAUGAUGGCUCCUAUUCACUAGUGCUGGCUGGAGGAUUUGAAGACGAAGUGGAUCGGGGAGAUGAGUUCACAUACACAGGCAGUGGAGGCCGCGACCUUUCGGGAAACAAGCGGAUCGGAGAACACUCGUUUGAUCAGACUCUAACACACAUGAACAGGGCACUUGCUCUGAACUGUGAUGCCCCUCUAAAUGAUAAAGAUGGGGCAGAGUCUCGUAAUUGGAGGGCGGGGAAACCAGUCAGAGUGAUCCGAAGUUCAAAAGGCAGACGAAUCAGCAAGUAUGCACCAGAAGAAGGAAACCGCUAUGAUGGAAUCUAUAAGGUAGUGAAAUACUGGCCUGAAAUUGGAAAGUGCGGCUUCCUGGUGUGGCGUUAUCUGCUGAGACGUGAUGAUUUGGAGCCUGCACCAUGGACACCUGAGGGAAUCGAGCGUAGCAAAAAACUAGGACUGAAAGUGCAGUACCCCCCUGGUUAUUUGGAGGCAAUGGCGAAUAAGAGCAGGAAGGAAGCGAGUGUGCGAGGAGGAAGAGGGGGGGCUCCACGUGGUAAACGACACGGAGGAAGAGGAAGGCCACGAUGCGGACGGCCACCAAAGAGGGUAAAGGAGGAAGAGGAGGAAGAAAAAGAGGAGGAGGAACCUGCAGUGCAUGAGGAUGGAGAGACACAAAGAAACGGAGGAGAGGACACACAGAAAGAAACAGCAGUGUGUAAAGAGCAGCAAGAGCCAAAAGCAAAGCGGCUAAAGGAAGUAGAGGCAUUUGUGUUAUCAGAGCAACAGCGUUCACUUAUACAGGAGGAUCAUGGGAACAAGAAAGUGUGGGAUGAAGCUCUGGGCUUCCUCACUGAGGGACCGAACUUUUUGAGAAAGGUGGAGCAGAUUUUCAUGUGUGUGUGCUGCCAGGAGCUCGCUUAUCAGCCUGUCACCACACCCUGCCAGCACAACGUCUGCAAGACCUGCUUACAACGAUCGUUCAGAGCCGAAGUGUUCACCUGCCCGGCAUGCCGCUACGAUUUGGGGAAGGAUUACGUCAUGGUGCUGAAUAAAAACCUGCAGCAGCUCCUGGAUCAGUUUUUUCCUGGAUACAGCAAGGGACGAUGAGAUCUCACAGGAGACAUGGACAGAAAUAAUCUCCAUCCAGCUCAAUGGCACUUACACUCACACACACACACACAGACACACACACACACACAAAAUGCAGUGCACUAACUUCUUUACCCAACACAACGACAUAGCAAGUGCGCACACACACACACACACAAAAAUUAGUAGUGCACUCCUAUGUCCAACAUACAAAGUGAACACCACACACACACACACACACACACACACACACACACACACACACACACACACACACACACACACAGACACAGACAUAUUUCAUGUAGAUGUUUCCUUCAUUAACACCAGCCUGAUACUUGUAUCCCAAGGACACUCAGGUCAGCACCAUGACCUCUGCUGGCCGUGCGUAGGUUUGUUCCUCCCUACACCGCUCUCAACCGAAGGACACGCAAACACAAUUACACAAACACACUCUGUUAAAAGGAGCGGCAGCAACCUAGCGACAAUUCAACUGAUCUGUUGAGGAUGGACUAAUGGCUAAUGCUAAUCAAGUGCUAACUGUUGCUAACAGGGGGACAGUGGCUCACAAAUCUUCUACAAGAGUAAGCUCAUUUAACGAAACAUGCUAACCCGGCAUCAACGAAUUAACGGCGGGGGGGUGGUCAUUAAGAGUGAAAUGCUAAGUUUCAUUUACAGUUAUGACAAUCGUGUAAUGCAGUAUCCUGUGUAUCUUAUGUUAAUCACAGCCUGCUAGUUAGCGACAGCGUGGAUCACUUUUUUUCUUUGGUCUUGGGAUAGCUAAAUAUCUGCAGCUAGCCGGCUAGCUAACGUUCAUGCUUGCAAUGUCUCACUUCUAAACUUUUAUAUUUCACAAUAAAUCAGUUUGUUUAAAUUAAUUUGAAUGUUGGAAUAGAGUAGCCAGUCGUGGGUCUCAGAUACAAAGGAGAAAGGUAGCACUUUCCUGUUAUCAUGCCCUGUGUAGCAUUAGUCAGAAAUGAUGCAUCGACCAGCCUUCACAUAUCUGAAGGGAAGCAUGUGUUGGCCCUUACUAGUAUUAGUUGGGAGCAGUCAUGUGACAGUAAGAAAUGGUAGAUGACUAAAUUAGAAAUGAGAGGAAUUUCCAAAAAGUCUUAUCAUCUUUGUAUGCUAGCUAGCUGAAAAUAUCGCAGUCAUUUAGUUUAUUGCUUUAUUUUACACUUAAUCUUGGCUUGUUGAGGAUUGGUUUGGUUUUCGCCAAAAACACUUUUGAUCUUCUUCUUUAGGUGGGAUAAAAAGACUCGUAACUUAGCACAUUCGAGUAGAUAGCCUGAUAGCUAAUAUAUCCAUGGAAUGAUGCAGAAUGAUAGAAGUCAAAAUUGCAGUUUUGGACAUAUGGCAAUAUAACUUAUCAAUAUUAUGGAUCACAUACUAUGAUAAUUACAUUACUAUUGAUAAGCUUGUUAGCUAGCUAGCUAUAAUUUGGGAUAGCUACACAUCUACAGCUAGCUGGCUAGCUAAGGCAAAUGGAAUUUUACUUUUGUUUUGUUUUUUCUCUUAAAAAAAAAAAAAAAAAGAAUUUGCAGAUUUAUUUGUUUAACCUGAAAGCCAUUACUGAUGAUGUUCUUUACAUCAUUACACAAAGCUAAAGACUUUCUUAACUAGUUCACUUUGUAGGCAAUAAAUUCAAGCUGUAAUAACUGUAUUAGCCAAAAUCAUUGUUUUUUGAUUACGGUUGUAUAAAUUGAUGGAUCCCACCCAAGUCUGAGGAUUAUUUGAGUGUAUGUGAGUGUUGUUUUGUUUUGCAGUUGUUAAUCAUCUACAGCUAGCUAGGUCAUAAAUACUGUAGUUGGAGGUUAGAGGUUUAUGAUAUUUUAUUGGAAUUUGCUUGGAAAUGCCUCCCGAGUCUUUUGCAGUUCUAAAGAAAUUCUAUAUGUUACCUCUUUUCCAUUAUAGAACAGAUGGACCAGACAGCAGGGAAACCUAGCUGUGCUUCUGUUCUGCUAAUUGUAGCUAGCUAGCAGAGUCAUAUGUCCCGCAAAUUAGAUGCUGCUACUUCCUGUGCCAGCAUCAGGAAAGCACAAGUUAAAGUUUCUAGCACCAUGUGGCAACUGGAAAUAUUUCCUAUGUGAUUUUGUGGUUUUGUGUUAAUCUUUCACAGCACUGUAAUAGUAGCAGUUUAGCAUGUGUUCAUUGUUGCUGGGUUAAUAAUGUUUGGUUAAAGGAAACAUUGCUACAACUAGGUACUGUUUAUAUUUAAGCAGUUCUCCACAAACUAGCUGGAAGUCUAAAUUGUUGAGUUCUGAUUGGCUGAGAGUCGUAAAAAGAUGAUAAUCAUCACACAGUCAUUCCUUUGGGAUAAAAUUCUGUGAAACAUAUGCAGAGAUAUGCAGUGACUGAACUGGAGCUAAAUUUGAUUGAUAAUAAAAGCUGAUUUACAGGUUUGAACAUUGAUGUUGACCGAAAAAAAAGUAGCUCACGCCCCAAACUGUCCACCCAACUGGUUUGUUUUACUGCGUCUCAGCUCUUUUCGCUUUUAUGUUUAAUUUUUUAAAAUUUUCCUAAGCAGGUGCAUUUAUUUCCAUUGCAGAUCUGCCAACCUUUGUGUAUUUUACAUAGCAGUGAUGCAUCCUGACUUUGCAGUAUGCUAGCUGUCAUUCAAUAAUUCAAUAAUAAAAAUAGCAGAUAUGCUAAUCAACAUGUAAAUCUGGAAUGACUGACACUUGCAGGUGUGUUUUGAAUAAAUUACCUUAAGCCCCACCCCCUUCCAGCCAUCUCACAAUAGUCACUUUUGACUUAGUUUGCACUCCAAUAUGUGCUCUCAAUUUUUUGUCUUAGUUAAAGAAUGUUUCUCGUGCCUUUUGUGAAAUGAACUAUCAAUAUAUGUUCCAUUUCCAAGGUUACAGAAGUAUAUAGUAAACAUCAUUUGAAUUAUAUUGGGAUGCAGCCUGAAAGUUUUUGGCCAAAAGAGAAGAAAGGGCGUACAUUUCGACUGAAUGAUUUCAAAUUCUUUAAGAUUAAGUAGAGGGAUGUGGGAAAUCAAAUACACGAUUUGAGGUGACAACUUUACAAUCAAUUUAAAAAGCAGUGCAUUUUCAAUAUGAGCAGGCCAGAGGCAAUGGUGGCAGGGAAAACCCCCUGAGACGACAUGAGAAAGAAACUUAGAACCUAGACACUUAAGACAUUGCUAUAUUGAAAGUGAUUCUAAAUAAUGAUGUUUAUACACAUCUAUACUAAGUUUUACACAAACUACCAAGGCACAGGGUGGUAGUUUGACAAAAUAUAUAGACAGAAGUUUGUGUACACCUGACCUUAAGAUUUCUAUGUGCUUUUUGAACAUCCCAUUCCACAUUUAGUCCCCGUUUGCUGUUAUAACAACCUCUAACUUUCUCGUUAGAGGAUCCACUAGAUUUUGGAGUUUGCUUGUGUACAUUUGUGCUCAUUUAGCGGCCAGAGCAUUAGUAAAGCGGGUCACUCUUUUACUCAAAAUCACGUUACCCAUAUCUUCAUGAAGCUAGCUUUGUACACAGGGGCAUUGUCAGGCUGAAAUAGGUUUGGGUCUCCUAGUUCAAGUGAAUGAAAAUAUGUUGCUACCGCAUCCAAAGACAUCCUGUACAAUUGUGUGCCUGCAGCUUUGUGGUAACAAUUUGUUGAAGAACCACAUAUGGAUGGAAAAGUCAGGUGUCUCAAUACUUUUGUCCAAUUUGUGUAAGAACACUUAAAAACUAAGCGCCCUUUAGUAAUGCAUGGUAAAGGCGCUUUAAUUUUUGCACAGUAUGAGGUAAAUGUCUAUUAAUUGAAACAAACACCUGAGUGAAAGUUACCCCAAUAGUAUGGCUGUAUUAAAAAACAAUAGAAAUUGUCUCAGUGCACUUCUAAAUAUAAAUCAUUGUCCCAUAGAUGUAGGAUUCACGCUACUGUAAAAACAGCAAUUUGCUGUUCAUAACAUCCUUUUCCUACAAUAGGAAAGAAAAACAGUGUGCAUGGAUACAUUUCUAGUGUCUAUUGGUUUCUCCUCUCAGGUGCCUGCUGUUUACUGGUAAAACCCUAUAUAUACUCACACUCACAGUCUCUAUCUCAGUAUAAUGAAAAUGUAUUUGAAUGCAGCUUCUGGGUUGGCAGGUCUGUAAUCGAUUGAUUGAUUAAGCCGUUUCAGAACAAGAAGACUGACUGAAUUCACUCUGAGAUAAUGAGCCGUUUCAUUAGAUCAGUCGAUAUCAAAAUCACAAAACCACUAUCUGUUUUUAUUUACAUAAGUCCAGAGAGGUUACGCAGUAUUAUAUACUUUUCUGUCUCGAUCAUCUCAACGUAAAAAAAAAAUUAAGGUUUAUUAAUGAAAGGUUGUAUGUGAGGACAUCUAAAGCGAACGGCUAGCGACCAAUCACGUUUGAUAUCUUUAAUCGGUUUAAUCAUUCAUGAUUGUUAGCAUUUUAAAAUGAGAGCAUUUGUAUGGAGUUAUUUUACUACUUGUGAAAUGUACUGUAAAAAACUAAACAUAAAUGUGAUGCAUUGAAAUGUCAUGAUUAUAUUAGAAAUAUGUGUAAUUGCAUUUUCAGUCACAUGUCUUUGUUUUAAACAUUUUGGACUUUUCGUGCAUUUACAUCACAGUUACGAGUCACAAUUUAUCCACUUGCAUGCCGAAAAGUUUUUUUAAAAGAGAGCCAAUGAGAAAGCACCAGGGGCAUAGAGGGGGUGGGGCUAAAGCCAAAAGAAUUCAUUGACAUCUAUAAGCAAAUGAGACAAAAAUAGAACAGACCCACAAAUAAUAAUAUCUGUGACUAUAGAAUUUUUAAUGGUUUAUAAAAUAACAUUUCUUUGAACAUGUUGUUUUGACUUUUGUUAUUAUACAAUUGCAUAUCCUCCCUGGACUUUUGUAGUUCUGUCAGUCUUUAGUUUUCCAGCACGACUUUAUUAGUCCGUUUUUACAAUGCAGAAAUGCACAUUAUGGUGAAAUCAUUUUAAACCUGUAGUCACACAGAUUGACAGGCAUCACUUUGUCAUCAAGGGUGGCAUUAAAUUCAAUCUGAUCAGCCAACAAUCAUGUGACAUCACCACUUGCCUUUUAAAAAAAAAUCAUUUUCACUUUUCUGACUCAAUGAUGUGUUAUAAUGGGUUUUAAUGCUAAAAUAUAAUAUUAUAGUAGCCUAAAAGCAUGGCAAUAAGCAGCACUUAUUUUCCGAGCAUUAGCGCAGUCCUGCAUUUAUGUAGCUGGUUCGUUUAGGAGCUGGAGAACUGUUAUGCUUAAUAAUAAAUAGGAAAAUAGUUGCUGAUCAAAUGGAACUUAUGCUACACUUAUGGUGACACAGAGACACCAGACACUGCAAAAUCAGGAUUUGAGCCUGUUUCUCUUGUUCUCACUGACGUGUUUGCUCCUCAAUCGUCUGUCCUGUCCAUAGAGGGAGAGAACAUGUCAUUUCUGUGUUUUGUUCAUUUUUAUUCGACUGAGUUAACUGAUAACGCUUCAUGAACUGUUAUUCUGUCUCUGCAGCUGACUGUGAUUUGCAAACCACCUUUUCAUUUCUUCCCCCCUUCGAGAAAAGAUUAUUUUUUCCAAUUACUCCCUCACAAUAGUAGGUGAUGCUGGUAAUUUUUUUCUCGUGCAUUUCUCUCUCUCUCUCUCUCAUUGGUUCUCUCUGGCUCUAGUUCUAGUUCCCGUUCCGCCGCUUCUGCUUUUCUGCCUUCCGUGUCUGUUCUGUUUUUACAGCACGCACUGAAGAAGAAGAAAAAAAACGUUAAACGAUAUGAAAAAAAACAGUCUAUGUGUUAUUCUAAUGAGCGCCGAUCCUGACGUCGUUUUUUUCUAGUGUUCAAUCCCUCGUUUAUGUUCAUCAUCAGCUCUGUUGAUGUGGCGAACACUUACCUGAUGACGCACAACCUGCCUCAGCAGCAACAUGGCUUCAUAUUGUGACCCCAAAUUUUAUACAUGGUAUUAUACUUGAUAUGUACCUAUUAAAUAUUUUGAUUUCAGAAAUAA